Molecule: messenger RNA, 1413 nt
Organism: Aspergillus caelatus
Lineage: Eukaryota; Fungi; Ascomycota; Eurotiomycetes; Eurotiales; Aspergillaceae
Product: putative aldehyde dehydrogenase
Exons: 4
Coding region: 1-1413 (470 amino acids)
Molecular function (GO): succinate-semialdehyde dehydrogenase (NAD+) activity
Source: RefSeq, a predicted model, not a curated record
AUGUCGACUAUUCCCCUCAUUAUUGAUGGACAGGAUGUCCUGUUGCCUCACGAUAGGCACGGCACCGUUGUCAACGCAUAUGCACAGGGCCCCAUCCUUUAUCAAGGCGCAACCAAGGAACUGGCGUUACAAGCCGCACAGUCCAGUGCGCAGGCAUUUGCUGCAUGGUCAAAGACUACCCCGAUUGAGCGCCGGACUUUCCUCUUCAAGUUGGCCGAAGUUCUGCGCAGUAGAGCCGAGGAAAUCAAGCGGGUGUGUGAUCAAGAGAUCAGUUGCGGACCCCUAUGGGCAGAAAUCAUUACCAAUGACGCUAUCGGUAUGAUUGAAGAGUAUGGUGCUCUUACCACUAGCAUCGCCACGGGCUCACUGCCCUUUGUCCGGAACGGCUAUGGCUUAGUCCUUAAAGAGCCUCUCGGAGUAGUUCUCGGAAUCGCUCCCUGGAACGCCCCCAUAAUCUUGGGCCUUCGUGCUGUAGUGGCUCCUAUUGCCGCUGGAAAUGUUGCGAUCUUGAAGGCAAGCCGCUUACUGAUUGCUACUGAUACACGCGGGGCAAUCUAUUUACUUACUGCUGGUUUCCCCCGCGGCGUCCUGAACUUCCUUCUGCAUCGACCGGAGGACGCGCCGGAGAUCUUCGACGUACUUAUAAAACACCCCGCUAUUAAAAAGUGUAACUUUACUGGCUCAACCCAAGUCGGACGUAUUAUCGCCUCGCAAGCCGCCCUCGCUCUGAAGCCUGUUUUGUUGGAACUCGGUGGCAAGAACUUCACGGUGGUCCUCGAUGAUGCUGACCUAGAUCUUGCAGCCCAAGAGAUCACCAAAGGUGCCUUUCUCAAUAACGGUCAAAUCUGCAUGUCCACCGACAAGGUCCUGGUUACAAUCGCCGUGGCUCCGGCUCUCGAAGCCAAGAUUCUGGCUAUCCUGCGCAAUAUCAAUACCACCUCGGUGCUCAUCUCACCGUCUGCUAAGGCCAAGGUAGAGAUGCUCGUGUCUGAUGCGUGCAAGAAGGGCGCCCAGAUUCAUACGUCUCACACCACAGUAAAUCACGAGGUCUCGGAUCGAUCCUUUCCCCCAACCGUUGUGACGGGAUUGACGCCCGAGAUGGACCUUUUUGAAAUUGAGUCUUUCGGUCCUGUGGUCGGUAUUGUAGCGGUGGAGACAGAAGAACAGAUGACUGCUAUCAUGCAGGCGGCUAAUUAUGGAUUAUCAAGCUCAAUUAUUUCCCGCAAUCAUUAUCGCGCCCUUAAGCUGGCCGGUGCUAUUAAGGCAGGUGCAGUCCACAUUAAUUCCAUGACGGUGCAUGACGAACCGACUCUACCUCACGGAGGGUAUGGGGAUAGUGGUUGGGGGCGAUUUGGCGCUCGCUGGGGGUUGGAGGAGUUUGUGCAGACUAAAGUCGUCACUCUGCAUCAGUAG